AGUUUUCUAUUUCGGUCCCAUCGCAUCCACAAUCCAGAAAUAGCUGAUGUUCAAGUUUUAAGAGUGAUUUGUGAUUUUCUUUGCGUUCGGAAAUAAAUUAGUGAAUAUUGUUCUUCCGUGUAAAUUGCAUUUCGAUAUAAGAUAUAAUGGCAGAUCAAGUUCAGAAUGAUACUCUAAAUGCGCCAGUAAAAGCAGUUAACGAUAAUAUCCAAGACGUGAAACCGGCGGAAGUGGCAAAAAGCCCAGAAUCUGGAGCAGGGGAUGAACCAGCAAUAGACAAUAAAGUAGUACAAGACAAACUGCAAGAAGCCGUAGUUAUGCCUAAUUCCAGUGUCGAAGGUCCGAAAGAAAAUACAGAUGUCAAACCUGCGGAGACUGAAGAAGCAAAGCAGUUAGGAGAGAGCAGUGUUCCCAAACCAUCAAACGAUUGGCAACAACGUGAAACGGAACUCUUGAAAAAAAUCGAAGAGUUAGAGAAAGUAAAGACCGCAAGAAGUGAGGAUGGUCUGCGACUCGAAUUAAAGGUCCGUGAAGAAGAAAUUGAUCUAUUGAAGGCGCGGGUGAAGAACCUGGAGACGGAGCUGCAAGCCGCGCUCUCCAAGCCCGGCGGCAAGAACCAGGAGAUGAUAGAGAAGAUUAAACAGCAACAUGAAGAGCUGCUGAGCAAGGCGCGCGGCAUGAUAUUCGACAAGACAAAGAUGGUGAAGAACCAGGAGCUGCAGAUCGAGGCGCUCAGCACUCAGGUGCAGUCGCUGAAGGACAUCAACGUCAUCACCAAGGACCUGCUCGAGAUCAGGAACUCGGAAGUCAAGGCCAUGGAGGAGCGUUUCCAGGCGAUGGAGGCGCGCUUCAAGGCGGAGAAGGAGCGGUACGCGCUGGUGCUGCAGCGCGCGCAGACCUCCAACACCAUCAAUGAUGACCUGCGCAAGGAGUACGAGACUCAGCUCGCCAUCUUCAAAGAGUUGCGAGAGAAAUACGAGCAGAGAGUUAAGGCAUUGGUAGAAGAGAACAAUCGUCUGAAAGAGGCCGCUAAGGGAAGCACAUCUGCUUAGCUUGUCUUGUUACGUCGUUGUCGUGUUAUAUUUCUACAAUUAUAUAAAGACUGCUCCUAGAUAUUUCUAUUUCGACGGACAAAAGUUUCAAAUAAUUUAUUGAUUUUUAAUAUAAUACGUUUUGAUAUUACUUAUUUAAU
This is a messenger RNA of Papilio xuthus (Asian swallowtail), 1192 nucleotides long. RefSeq names its product periplakin. The transcript has 9 exons. Lineage: Eukaryota; Metazoa; Arthropoda; Insecta; Lepidoptera; Papilionidae. The record is from RefSeq and is a predicted model, not a curated record. Bases 147 to 1052 code for a protein of 301 amino acids.